AUGUCGCAUUCACAUGCUGUUUCUGGUGCGUCAGAGAGUGCGUUGCUUCAGCAGGGUAUGAGCCCAACGCUACCCGAUGAGGAUGGGGCUCCGAACUACGGGGCACUGUUCUCGGAACCACUGCGUGUGGAUGAUGAAGCGUCACUUUCGGCACCUACAGUGGCUUUGCUUAAUGGGGUUCCUGACGUACCAGUAAGUGAAGUUCGUGGUCAGGACCCCGUUGCCCCCAGCAGCAUUGUGAAUGAUGGUGUGGAAGCACAGAGUGCGAUGCGUCAGAUUCCUGUUGAUGGAACAGCAUUGCACACGGAGCCGGCCGCCCCGGGCAAUCACCAGUGGCUGCGCGAGAAGGAGGACUUCGACCGGGAUGAGAGACUGAAGACGGAGCAGGCGACCUUGGAAGCUAGGCAGCUACGUGAGCAGCUUGAGAGAUAUGAGAUGAGGGCCCAAUCAGGGCCAGCUGGUCGACCGCGUUUACGGCUCAUGGUCGUCAGUGCUUUGGCGAUGUGGAAUAUAAAGGCGAAGACGCUACAGUUGCAGGAGUUCCUAACCUACCUCGAGGUGAUCGGGCCUCUGCAAGUACUGGUGAUGUUGUUGCCGAAGGUUCUAGCCUACUUCGAGGUGAUCGGGCUUUUGCAAGUAUUGGUGAUGUUGUUGCUGAAGGCUCUAGCGUACCACGGGGUGAUCGGGCCAUUGCGAAUCUUGGGGAUCGUGGUUCAGGAGUUUCUAAUCUACCUCAUGGUGAUCGGGACGCCCUUACCUGGUAUGCUCAGUACUCAGCCGCGCCACCGCUUGCACGAUUACAACUUCGACCGCGACCCAGCCAUGAUCUUCGCGAUCCGCGAGGAGAUAAUCGCUCAUGGGCAGAUGUCGAGCUUGGAUGUGCUGUGCAAGCUGUACUCGGUGUAUCAACCGGGUAAUCUGCAGGAGAAGUCGUUGGUUCUACGGAUGCUGGAGCAGCCUGAGGAGUGCACUACAGCCCUCCAAGCGGUGGAGGGGCUACGUCGAUGGAGCCUGUGGAGACGGAGGGCGGCUUCCUUGGGGAUGGCAGAACCGGAUGCGUCGGUGCUGGUCAGAGGACUGGACAAGAUCACGGCUCCCAUCAUCCAGGGGAGCGGUGAGCUCUCGUUUCGGGUGAGCUUGAUACGGAGCACGUUGCAGGUGGAUGUGAGUCCUUCUUCGUCUACGGUGACUACAUUUCACCAGCACCUCCAGGCUGAGAUGGAGCAACAGGCCAGACUGGGAGUCGCAAAAGGGCGGCGGUCAGGCAAGGACUACAACCUCGCGUACGGAGGCGGCGGGCCCGGGGGAGACGGGGUCUACAUCGCCUACGGCAUCAGCGACGGACUCGCCGACGAGGUCAGUGGUGGACACUGUGAGUCGCUGGGAGCGACUCAUGUUCUACGUGCUCCUUCGGACAAUCAUGAAUGGCUUCAGGCUAAGGACGUGAAGGUGAAGCUGGCAGGAGAUGGUUAUGCGGCCAUGCGGCAAACCUCUGCGGGCACUAUUCUCAAUGAGGACCAGAUGGCACAGGUGAUCGCGCCCCUCGGCAAAGUGAUCUCCACCCUUGGAUACAAACUACAUUGGACCUCUGAGGAGUGCUACCUAUACGCCGAGGACGGGGAGAUUAUCAAGCUUGAAGUGGUUCGAGGAUGUCCUGAAGUGAGCGAGGAGGUUGCCAAGAAGCUGAUAACGCGGUUGGAACAGACCCAGCUUCCAGAACUCAAGGACGCCACUGAGGCGUCGGUCAAGGCGUUGAGCUUUGUGAAGUCCAGCUGGUGGGUUUGUCUCAUGGAGUAUGUUAUGACGGGCAGCAGUGAGGCUGCGAAAAUGGCAAUCAAGAAGGCCCCGUUUUUGCUGUACAAGGAUGUGUUGGUGGAGGGCCUUGCUCUUCAAAGGCCAAGGAAGGGCAUCUGGGAGAUGCUCAAGGCCAUCAAUGUGAACCGGCGAACUCGAAAGCGCCUGAUGAAUUCUUCAUUGUGGGUGGUUCGUUGGGACCCUCCGGCAGUGGAUCGUCCCCGGGAUGCCUUGAAGCAUCUGGGCAUGGCCAAGGAGACCAUGUAUAUCAACUUGAACACCUUGCUGAUGGAGAAUGAGUUUGAGGAUGUUUGGAAGGUUGUGCUUUGGGGAGCAAUGGAAGGAAAAAUCAGCACCGUGGUCGCUAAGGACAGUUUGGGAACUCCGAUGAACCAUGUGGUAGCCGCCCCUCACCGCAGUAAGGUGCAUUAUCUGCAUGCACUGGCAACGGCAGGUCGAACUGCUCAUGGUCAGGGCGCUGUUAGACUGCUGGUGGAGGACCUUGAUCGAGUUCAGCGAGAUCAGCGCGAUGGUGUGGAAAGCAUGUGGCCAGCGUGGUCGAUGUGCAAGGAUGCCAAGGAGUACAUGGUUGAGAUGGGGAUUGUUGAUAUCUCCAUAUCGGAGUUCACGGGCAAGCAGCACCGAACGACUAUGCACCCAAUGGCCUACACGUUAAGUGUGGACGUGGUGGGGCCGCUGAAGGAGUAUGGCAAGUCACCAGACGGGAAGUUCUUCAAGUACUUUGUCAUUGGCGCUCUACGGAUACCUAAGGUUGAAGGCGGUGAUGGACACCCAGAAGUUCACGGGCAUCCUAUUCCUCCAGAUGGUAUUGAUGAAGGAGAGGACGAGAAGAUCCUGUCAGAGGAGGAGCGCGACGAGGAGGAGGCCGUUCCCGAGAGUGACUACUGUGACCCUGCGGAGAUUGAGAAGGAGAAUGAGCGGUGGAAGGAGUUGAAGGCUACGUUUAAGGAGCCCAUUGCCACCACCACCUUGUACUUUGCGGUUCCGGUCAACAACAAGAAGGCUGCCACGAUGCUGCCCGCCGUUCAAAAGAUUGUCUUGGAUGUGAAGGCUCUUGGCUACCCGAUCACAAGGUUGCAUAGUGACCGAGGCGGUGAGUUCAGAGGCCACUUGGUGCGGCGCUGGGCCCUUGCCCAAGGUAUGUGGCCUACUACGACAUCGGGGUCGGAGUCGGCGUCUAAUGGAGUUGCUGAAGCAGGAGUGCGCUACUUGAAGCGCCGAGCUAGAGUACUACUGGAUAGUUCGGGAGUGGGUCGACAACAUUGGCCUACGGCGGUUCAACAUGCAGCAGCUCAACAACGUUGUGAUCAACUUGGAGUUCUACCUGCACUUCCUGUGGCCUAUGGUACCAAGGUGUAUGUGAAGACCAAGAAGUACAAGACUGGUGCGGUUGAAGAUUUUGGACCACACUGGACUGGGGGACGGUAUGUGGGACCGUCCACAGAUAUCCGAGGAGGUCACGUUAUUUUGAAGGACAUGGGGACCUUUGUGCAGACGACCCAUGUGAGGAUUACCAGGGAGCCACCCCCUUUGGACACCAUCGCUCCGACUGUGGUUGUGGAGCCUGAAACCAGUGAGAGUCUGGCCCCUGGAAUGGAAGAACCUCCUUUACCACCACCGGAUGUCCCUCCUCCUGAAAGGAGGCUUCGAGCAAAGACUCCCCGAGCCGCGAAGCUCGACGAGCUUUAUGAGCCUUGCGUUGAGCUGUUUGAGGCCACCCAGGGCAUGAAAGGUUCGUUGGAGGAGGAGUGCGAGUUGAAGUAUCUUCGGUUGGAGGAGAUUGAGUACCUGGAAGGUGUUGCGCGUGGCUUGUAUGAGGACAGAAAGUUCUCUAAGAGUGAUGCUCACAAGUUGCUGAGUUUGUUUGCGGGGACUUGCGGCAACCUGAAGGUUCCACGUGCUCCUGAAGGGCAAGGCUUGGUGCUGGGUGCCUUUGUUCACGGCGGGUCAUUUGGAGUGACUCGGUAUGGACGAGAUCUACCAUGGGUCAUGAAGUACUUCAACAUGUUCCUCUAUGAGAGGAUAAAAGCUCGUUGGCCACAUGUACGUCCUACUUGGACCACUUUAGCCCUUCAAUGUGCAGAGACUGUUCCCCGUCAUCGAGAUGUUCACAAUGAGCGAGCUACGUUCAACUACGUUGUGGAGCUGAAGUCUGAGGAUGAGGGAGGGCUGUGGGUUGAGGAUAAGGGCCUCGAGCGCGGUGUUGUUGGAGGUGAGCGACCGGAAGAUUUUCAGUACCAGGCUGAAGAUGGUGCGGUGUACGAUGGCUGUGUGGUGGAUAUAUCAGAGCAGCCAGCGGCCUUCAACCCCAUGACCCCGCAUGCCUACGUGAUGAUUGAUCACCGACGGUGGUUUCUGAGUGCUUACACUCCACAAUGGUUCUCACGGUUGAGUCUUGGUGAUCAACAAUAUCUACAACAAGCUGGGUUUCCUCUUUGUCAAAAAGAUGAAGAUUGCCACGGAGAGCAGGAAAAAGGUCCUGCACUAAGGGCUGCUGACUUACCUUCCGGGACUACGUCGAGUGGAUCUCAUGUUGACCGGGGAGAUGUGGAAGUGGCUACCGUGGGUGAUUGUGAAGGAAGCUUCAGUGAGUGGGCCAUCUAUGUCGAGGACUAUGUCGAGGAGGAGCUUGAGCCCCGAGGGUGUGAUCAAGUACGGUGUUUGAGGAGGAUUGGUUCUUCCGGUGAUCCUGGUGAUGAACUUUGGUCCUUGAUUGAGGCAUCAGAGUUGUUGUCUGAGGAGGAGGUGGGCCCAGAGGUUGUUGAGAACUUUGGUGACAGGUUGGAGCAUUGGAGCUCUAUCGGAACUUUGGACGUUCCACGACUUGCAAAGGUCGAACCUGAGUACACCCCAGGCAUUGAGGAGAUCAUCAAGAAUGCGGUCGAGCAUCAAAGCCCGUUGCGCCACACCUACAAUGUGAGCCCCCAUGAGGCCAAGGAGGUGAUCGAAAAAUGGCGGUCAGCGAUAGCUAAGGAGGUGGGUGUCGUUGAGAAGGGAUUCAAGAGGAUCCGCGCUGAGGAGGUCACCGAGUUAAAGAAGGAGUUCACUGUGCAGGAGCUCCCUUCCAAGUUGGUGUAUACAGUGAAACCUCCGAGCACAACACCUACUACAACGACAGAUCUUGGAGAUGAAAGUGUGUACUGUCGUCGAAAGGCCAGGGUGGUGUGCUGUGGCAACUUUGCUGACGAGGAGGGCUCCGACCUCUUCGCUGGAGGCAUCGCCGCCGAGAGCAUGAGAUGCAUGUUAGUGUAUACAGCAGACCAGGGCUGGAUGGUUGGAAUAGUCGACGUUACGGACGAGAACGUCUUCUACCUCCACCAGCGGCCCUACAUCGACGAGAUACUACGUCACCACGGGAUAGCGGGGACUACAUUGUCACAAGUGCAAGCACCACGCGACAUGGUGACCUUUGAGGCGUUUGAGGGAGAAACCCCGGGCACCCCCGAGGAGAUCAAAGCCGCGCAGCGGCUAUGCGGCGAGCUACUAUGGUUGGCCCAGCGGUCAAGGCCAGACAUAUGCUACGUUGUCAGUGCUAUGGGUUCCUUGCUUUCCCGUGCGGCUGUUCGAUGUGUUGCUAUUGGCAUGCGACUCUUAGCCUACUUGCAGCAGACCAAGAAUAUGGCCUUGACGAUGAGGGCAACAUCAGGCGAGCUUAUCGCCUACUCUGACAGCUCCUUCGCCCCGCAGGGCAGCCGGAGCUUUACAGGAGUGGUGUUGAGCUGGAAGGGUUCACCAGUUUCAUGGAGGGCGGCCAAGCAGCCGUUCACAUGCCUGAGCACGGCGGAAUGCGAGUUGGUGGCGUCAAUUGAAGCUCUGACUAUGGCAAAGUUUUUGGAGGCGAUUGUCAAUCAGAUAGAGCCACAACCCCGGAUGAUAAUUUUGGGGAUCGAUAACCAGGCUACCAUCGCGAUUGCCCAGCCCUCAACUACGGCUUCUUGGAGGACGAGGCACUUGCGGGUUAGGGCGGCUUACAUCCACGAGCAGGUGGAGUCGAGUCAGGUUCAGAUCCGUUAUGUUCCUGGGAAGCAGCAGUGGGCGGACCUCCUCACGAAAAGUUUCCCACGGCAACGCUUGGUCGAAUUGACUGCGCUAUGGGGUUUUGUGGAUCGCGUUCAUGAAGCUUCGAAAAAGGCAGUGGUGAAGGCUAUGUUGAUGUGUAUGGUGGUCCAGACUACACGUGCUCAGGAGCAACCGGAGCCCCUCGCGAUCAACACCUCCCUCGAGCUCUACGUGAUGAUCUUGGUGAUGGGCAUAGCCAAGGCGGGCAUCUACUUCUAUGUCAUCAUCGUCAGCCCCUCCUUCGGUGUUGAGUUCUCCUAUGCCUAG
Molecule: messenger RNA, 6141 nt
Organism: Symbiodinium sp. CCMP2592
Lineage: Eukaryota; Dinophyceae; Suessiales; Symbiodiniaceae
Source: the annotation of a GenBank genome assembly